AAUUUGUGUUCAAAAGUGAAGACUACAGACAAUCCUAUCGUUUGCAAUGCAUUUCAAUACAACUCUUUAAUAGUGAUCCACACAUGUCUUCAUCUGAUAAUAACCUACCGCGAGGUCUGGUCACCCGAUCGGGUGGCACGAAACGGCUACCAGCGCUCAGACCCAAAGCUGGUGAAUCUCUACCGUCGGUAAUGCAAUUAAAUGGUGCCGCAGACCGAACCAAAAAUGGUACCGUCAAGAGAGUCUUUAAACCAACUAUUCCUCAAAGACGUCAGACCACAAACACCGAUGAUGGCCAAAGACAAACUAAUGAUAAUCAUAGUAAUCAUAAGUAUGACCAUCGGGUCAAACGAGAGAAACCAAUUUCAAAGAAACGACUGACAAAUCUCAUCCAAUGCGACGGUGCAGUCUUCAGGGGUGAAGAGACAGCUAGUGUUAGAAUCAUUAGACCUAAAGGUGGGGAGUCUUAUGCAAGAAACCAGUCAACACAUGAAAGUAGUACUCGCGUGAAGAGUGAAAUAAAAACUGAACCGAGAGAUGAAUUGGAUGAAAGAUUAGGCGAAACUAAAUUAGACAACAAAGCGAAGGUUAUAUGUAAGCUCUACGGCGACAACUUUAUUGAUGACACAGACGAUCGGUUCUCAAACAAAGACUUGAUUUAUCCGAAAGGCUGGCACAAUGUGUCAACACAUCGUCAGUCACCUCAACCUUCAAAAAGUGAACCGUUAAAUUCUUACAAUUUAUUGAAAACUAACGGAUCUCAUGAUAAACUAUUAUUAAUGCAAAUAUCGGAAGAGUUUCUGAAAAAAGGUAGCGGUUAUGUCGGAAAAUUAAGAGUCUAUAAGAGUGGACGCAUUGAAUUAGUCGAUUCUUCCUCUGACAUGAAAUUCGACAUUUUAUUUGAUCAAAAAUCGAUAACAGAUCCCAAUAUAAAAGAUGAAAAAACUGAUUCAAAAGUUGGCUCAAAACGAACUAAUAAUUGUUUCGCCGAAGUUAUCACCGAAGAUAUUGUCUCUUUUGAUGGUAAAGAGUUAUCCACAUUGACUACUCUGGACCACAAACAGGUUCUUCUAGCUGUACCUCAUAUGCUUCAAUCGGAAGAUCUUUGAUUAUAACAUAAUCUUAAUUAAACUUUCAUUGAAUUAAUUAAAUUAUUUUUGUUAUACAU
Oppia nitens is the source of this 1168-nucleotide messenger RNA. RefSeq lists its product as uncharacterized. Bases 84 to 1109 code for a protein of 341 amino acids. The transcript has a single exon. NCBI's taxonomy places the organism in Eukaryota, Metazoa, Arthropoda, Arachnida, Sarcoptiformes, Oppiidae. The record is from RefSeq and is a predicted model, not a curated record.